This is a messenger RNA of Rhipicephalus sanguineus (brown dog tick), 1033 nucleotides long. RefSeq lists its product as uncharacterized. The record is from RefSeq and is a predicted model, not a curated record. Gene Ontology annotation, molecular function: metalloendopeptidase activity. NCBI's taxonomy places the organism in Eukaryota, Metazoa, Arthropoda, Arachnida, Ixodida, Ixodidae. Gene Ontology annotation, cellular component: plasma membrane. Gene Ontology annotation, biological process: protein processing. The transcript is spliced from 3 exons. Bases 22 to 774 code for a protein of 250 amino acids.
AGAGUCCGCCGCGUGCGGUGGAUGCUGGGAUACGCCCCUCGACUAGACCACUGGACUGGAUUGGACAGGUUCUACAAGGGCUACCCGACCGCAACGGGCGUCUUCGCGGCCGACUAUUUGACCGCGAGACAGGAGCGCAUGCGCAGAUUCCUGGAGUCUCUUCACGACGACCACGACGUACACACACGGUUCGCCUACGUCGAGCAGCCCCAGUCCGAGCCGACGUACGUGGCAUCGCAGAACAGGGUCGCCCUUCCGGCGGCCUCCAUGCUCCCGCCCAUGUUCGACGAGCGUAGCCCGCCGGCGGUCAACUACGGACUCCUGGGCUCGGUCUUGUUGAGGGCUAUGGCCCGCGUCGCCAUCAACGUGGCCGAAAUCAAGCACGAGGAAGCCGAGCGGGUAGCCUGGAGCGGUGGAAUUGUCAAACAGUUCGUCGGAAGGUUGACAUGCAGACAAAUGUCUGCGGGCGUCGAGAACGAUGCGCCCAGGCUUCCGAGCGUGUCCGUCGGUGGGCACGCCCUCCUUCGGGCAUACCGAGAUGCUGCCGCCCAUGACGUGCGGCGUCGUUCGCUGCCCACGGCGGAGCGCAAGAGACGCAGCCGGCUGUUCUUCCUAAGCCGUUGCCUGCUCUUCUGCGCCGACGAUCACAGUACAGCCUCAAACUCCGCGAACCACCGCUGCAACGUGAUGGCGCACCGAUCGUCCGAGUUCGCGGAGGCCUUCGGUUGUCCCGGCUGGCGGAACAGGACACGCGACCGGUGCGAUGUCUGGUAGAUGGGCGAGACACUGAUGCGGCCUCCGAGCUCCGAAACCGGCACGCGCUGAUCUCGGAGGCUUACGGGCUGGGAUACUUGACGAGGACUCCCGUUUUGGUUCUAAAUUGCCUCACGCAGAACGUCGCUGUUUUAAGAGGAAAACUACAGUUGGUGUGUCAGCCUAACACGUUGUUAUUCCUUCUGCGCCACCUGCCGGCCCUUGUGUAACAUUAAGUGUACCGUUGUCCUUCUAAGCAACGUACACGAAAAGUUAGUUU